Messenger RNA from Ilex paraguariensis (yerba mate), 1632 nucleotides. NCBI's taxonomy places the organism in Eukaryota, Viridiplantae, Streptophyta, Magnoliopsida, Aquifoliales, Aquifoliaceae. The record is from the annotation of a GenBank genome assembly.
AUGGAUCCUUUGCGUUACAAUAACACCAACCCUAUGCCUCCCUUCCCUCAAGUUCGUCAUCACCAACUGACUGCUCAGCUCCCACCAGCAUCAUCCUUUCCUGUGAAUGCGAGCCCUUCUACGAACAACCACAUCCCUUCGCCUGAGUUGGGGAUCCACACUCCUAAUGCCCUUACAAAUAUUCAAAUCACUCAUGGGGUCAAUGCAAAUCCCCAAUCAUCGUUGAACCUCCAUAUCCAGUCGUCUCCUAAAGACCCUUCGGCUGACCAUAUUCUGCUACAAUCACAUUUUCCUUCGGCUGAACAAGGAAACCAUCCUCCAGUUCCUGUAUUGAAUGCCCAGAAUGACCAAGGAGCCCAGAGUUCCCCUACCAGCAUCACCUUUGGUUCCUUUAUGUCUGUGAAUGCCUCAAAGCCUGCUAAAAGAGUGGUCUUCGACAACGGGAACCAGGCAUGUACUAGUCACCAGACGAAACUCAAGAGCUUUCUAAAGCAAAAGGCGAAUGAGAUUAGAGAAAAUCAGGAGACAGACUGCUAUACACCAGCACUUGAUAGAGGUGAUCAUCAUGAUUUGGAAGGGCAGAAUGAUAAGGUUGGGGAUUCUAAAGAGGCUCAGGGGACAGAAUCUAUACCAGAUACCACUGGAUCAAAUAAAGAAAAGGAUGAUAUGGAGAGUGGCUCAGUGGCUCAGAAGCGCUUCCAUGCAGUCUUCAUCCAGGUGGUCAAUGCACUGAAAUGGCAGGCCUUUAUGAUUAAGCCUAAGAAAGAGGAAGGUAGAUAUGGUAAAGACAUGCUGCAGGACCUCCGGAUUGCACCACCCUUUUCUAUCAUCACUAAGGUGAAAUGGAUUACAUGGGAACCUCCAGCUAUGACUAUGAUGAAAUUAAAUGUUGAUGGAGCUUCAAAAGGUCUGAUGGUCAGGUUGGUGCACUGGAUGUCUGGGGUAUUGGGUUUUGUUGAUCUGGGUUUUUCCUGGACCUUGUUUUGGUUUUAUGAGGUGUCUCAUUGUUGUCCAUUGCUGUUUUUGGUUGGGCACCUGUGUGUUUCUGGUCUGCCUGGGCUGUUCCUGUUUGUCCUGACUCCUCCCCUGUGUUCAAUGGCAUGGCUGGUUUUGCUUCUGCUGCCUGCUGUUUUGCUGCCCCUGUUCUUUGAUGCUGCCUGUCCUGGACUGGAGCUCCUUUGCUCUUCUGGGUUCCAGCUUUAUUGCAGCUGCUGGGAUCCUCAUUGCUUGGCCUACCUCAGAUGGGACCCUGUGGCCUUGCUGGGCAUUAUGGAUUCAUGUGGGGUUCUUGUUGGUUCUGGGUUGAAGGGCACUGCUCACGUGACUGCUCAUGGGACUGCUCCCGUGAACAGUGUUAAUGCUUCUGGUGCUGGUUUCAACUGCUUGGGACUUCUUCUCGAAUUUCAAAUGGAGUUUCAGCUCCUUUGCAGUGCAUCUGCUGCACUAGUGAUUGCUGUAAUGAAGGAACUAGACAAGUCGAGAUUGCAAAUGUAUCAUGCCAGAAGUCAAAUUGGAAAUUGCAAUAGGCUUUCCAAACCUGGCAUUGGGUGUCCAUGUGGAGGAGAGUUUGCGGCUGAUGACUGCUGGCUUGACGGGUACCAUGAAGACAGUGCACCCCGUCCUUCAUAUUGA